Molecule: messenger RNA, 1833 nt
Organism: Necator americanus (New World hookworm)
Lineage: Eukaryota; Metazoa; Nematoda; Chromadorea; Rhabditida; Ancylostomatidae
Exons: 17
Coding region: 1-1833 (610 amino acids)
Biological process (GO): steroid metabolic process
Cellular component (GO): intracellular membrane-bounded organelle
Molecular function (GO): oxidoreductase activity
Source: RefSeq, a predicted model, not a curated record
AUGUGUUGGCUUUUCCUUCUCUUUCUCUUCCCACUUCUCUAUAUUAUCGCUAGAUACUUUUGGGAGCUACUACGAAUCGGUGACCUCUCAUCCAAAGCGGUUCUCAUCACCGGUUGUGAUUCAGGAUUCGGUAGAGAGUUGGUAUUCCGAUGUAUCGACAAAGGUUUCACUGUGUUUGCUGGCUGCCUUACUGAAAAGGGCCAAACGUCAUUAAAAGCGGAAUGUUCAUCGCCAAAACUUCAUACAGUUUCCCUUGAUGUGACAUCUGACGAUAGUGUCCUGAAGGCAAAGGAGUACGUUGAGAGCAACUUGAAGGGACUAAAGCUGUGGGGUUUGGUAAAUAAUGCCGGGGUCUUCUCGUGCUACGGGCCUGACGACUGGACCACUGUGAAAGACUACAAGAGUGCAGCUGAAGUGAACCUUUUCGGAGUGAUACGAGUUACUCAUGCCUUUAAAAAACUCGUGAAACGUGCAGAAGGUCGCCUUGUUGCUGUAACCUCAGUGAAUGGAAGAUUAUCGUCUCCGGGAGCCGGACCGUACGUGGUCAGCAAAUUUGGCGCCGAGGCUUAUAUGGACGCGAUAAGACAAGAACUGCACGAAAUGGGCGUCAAGGUUUCAAUUCUUGAACCAGGGAUCUUCAGAACGGCGCUGAUUGAUGAACAAGCAAUGUUGCAUAGGGUCGAAAGCGUGUGGUCGAAAGUGGACGAUGAAACUAAGGAGGAAUAUGGAGAGAAAUACAAGGAUUACUUUGGAAAAAUGUGGAAUAAAAUCUACGUAUCGAUGAGUUCAACAAAAACUCAUUAUGUAGUCGAUAAUUACCUCCAUGCUCUUACGGCUAAGUACCCAAGGCAUCGAUAUUACUGCGGUUGGGAUGCGAUACUGCUCUUCAUCCCACUAUCAUUGCUACCCACAUGGUGGACAGACUACAUUGUUCGGCGAGAUGAUAUCACGAGAUGUUGGUAUCCCUGUGGGCAAACAAAUCCGCCUUCGCAUCCGCCCGACAACUAUAAAGCCGGCGAAUCCGCUGGCUCGGCUCAACCUUCCUCAUUUUCAGCGUCGCAUCGUCACUGUCAACAAAUGAGCUCUAGUCAGAAUUACGGCGUUAUCUGUGAUGAAGAAAAUAAGCUCCAUUUCUACAAUUGUGCUCCUGUGAAACAGAAGCAACGGAAAUUGAAACCUAUAGAAAAUCCUGUGAAAAAACUCAUAAACAGGGAUUCUGUGGUUAUUUAUCAGAGAGGCGAUCCUUCUGUGAUUGUCAUCAUCUUAUCACGAAGAGAAAGAAGCUCUAAUGGAAGUUUUCACUAUACUACACCUAGAAUUAUUGAGCAGUCGGGAAAGGCGAAGAAUUUUUCUGUUCGGCUACAAUCCAGAGGUGAUUGGCACGAUCAGAGCAUAUUUAUUAUAAAAGAGAAGGCCCCUAGCUGGUUAUUCACUCGAAUUGGAGCCGGACGAGAUGACUAUGUUACGAAUAUGAAAUAUUCUGCUAAUCAUUUAGUUCCCAACACAUCGUUUUCAGCUCAAGAAAGUGUUAUUUUUAGUCCAUUUAAGGAAACUCAGCCAAUACGAGAAAAAGUACCACUUUGCUCGAAUGUCCUUUUCUACAGACGUUUUCUCAGCAAACAACAACCGUGCGGUAUUUGUGAGAGACCGCUAAGCGUUUUCGAUUUCAAUGCAAUUUUACCAUGUGCUCACAUAGUACAUGUCUGUUGUUACGAAGAGAAGACUAUGAAUAAUAAGCCUUGCUCGAGAUGUGUCGAAAAUGGCUCAAAAAGAGGAAAGAGGGCGCUUGAUGAGAUUAUCAAAUUUAUUUGUUGCCUUUACGUAUAUUCAUAA